UAUAUACUAGCUCAUCAUGUUCGUUGAACAGUUCAUUCUUUCUUUGUAUUUUCCAAUCGUAAGAUCAUUACCCUGUCUUUCUUAACCCGAACUACACAAACGGCUAUUUGCUGAUAGUUUGCAGUUACAAACCUUUUUCAGGUUAUAAAAUAUGAAAACUUACUUAAUUGUAUUCAUCAUUGCUGUCGUAUCAGCACAGCGACGACUUGCGUUGCCAGAUCCUCGAAGUUGUGCAAAUCGUGUGCGUCAUGCUUCGUACAGAGAUGCAAGAGGUGUUGCGCAUUCUUACUUCUUCAGCUGGGAGCAUGCACCCACAAGAAAUUUAGAAGUGGAUUGGUUAGAUGCUCGUAACAUAUGCCGUAGACAUUGCAUGGAUGCUGUAUCUCUUGAAACACCUCAAGAAAACGAAUUUAUUAAACAACGAAUUUCCAGAGGUAAUGUUCGUUACAUUUGGACUUCAGGUCGAAAAUGUAAUUUCCAAGGAUGUGAUAGACCAGACUUACAACCACAAAAUGUAAACGGUUGGUUUUGGUCCGGUUCUGGAGCAAAAAUUGGAGCAACAACGCAAAGAAAUACCGGAGAUUGGAGUCAUACUGGUGGAUAUGGUCAGCAACAACCUGAUAAUCGUGAAGCUGCUCAGGGUAAUGAUGAAUCAUGCUUAUCAAUAUUAAAUAAUUUCUACAACGAUGGCCUCAAAUGGCAUGAUGUGGCCUGUCAUCACGUGAAACCUUUCGUUUGUGAAGAUAGUGAAGAGCUUUUAAAUUUCGUUGCAUCUAGAAAUCCUGGAAUUCGUUUAUAGAUGUCGAAAAUUACAAUCUUAUGAAAAUUUGUAAUGUGUAUAUGCUAAGAAAAUACUGUAAUUGAAAAGAAAAAUAAUUUUAACAAAUUCAAGUUAAUCUUCGUUAAGCACUGUCUUCAAGAAUUCGAACAAUUCGAAAUUAAUUACCUGAAAUAUAUUAAAUUGUUUAAUGGAGUAACCAAGAAAAGAAAACAACUCUUAUUCCAAGUUAAUUCUGAUGUAGAAACCACAUCCAAUUUUAUUUGUUAUUCAAUAUGCAUUUAGGGGCUUUUGAUGAUGAAAAUCCCUUAUUUACAUAUUUUUUUAUUUAUAUGUAUGAAGAAUAUUGUAGAUUGUCAAUUAAACUUCAUUAAAACAAA
Leptopilina boulardi is the source of this 1158-nucleotide messenger RNA. RefSeq lists its product as uncharacterized. The record is from RefSeq and is a predicted model, not a curated record. NCBI's taxonomy places the organism in Eukaryota, Metazoa, Arthropoda, Insecta, Hymenoptera, Figitidae. The coding region runs from base 152 to 799 and encodes 215 amino acids. The transcript has 5 exons.